This is a messenger RNA of Biomphalaria glabrata, 3204 nucleotides long. Its product is annotated as lachesin-like. The transcript has 12 exons. The coding region runs from base 1051 to 2373 and encodes 440 amino acids. The record is from RefSeq and is a predicted model, not a curated record. Gene Ontology annotation, cellular component: neuron projection. NCBI's taxonomy places the organism in Eukaryota, Metazoa, Mollusca, Gastropoda, Planorbidae.
GACAACCAGCGGCCAAUCCCGCCAAGUGGCAAGCCGCGGUGGCAAUACGCGAGAAAGUUACGUUCGAGAGUUCUGCUGCCUACGGCAAACCACAAAAGGGAGAGAAAUCUUUGUUUCUGAGUAUUUGUGUCGUUUCUGUACUAAAAAAAAUAAAAAGGGAGAAAAUCAAGUUAUCGCUAACAGUUUUUGUAAAUUUUACCGCGCGUGCAGCUAUUAAAAAUAAUAAUUAUAAUAAUAAAAAAAUUACAGGGACAUUUUGUACAAUUUGCAUAAUUAUUUUUUUUUAAAUUCUGCUGUGAGAUGUAAUUAAAUUUUAAAAAUAAAUCCGCAGCCAUUUUUAUUUGAACGUAUCUGUGAUUGCAUAUGAAAAUUAGUAUUCCAUUUUUAAUUGACAGGGGAUAUAAUUAUUAAUUUCAAAACUAUACGGCCAAUGGUAUCUACAUGUUUUUAUUACCUUGUAACGCAAUUCGUAUAUUUUGGCUACAUUCAGGAGGAGGCGUUUUACAACCAACUUUUUAGGAUUCUUUCAAGUAAAAGUUUUGACGUCUGCUAGAUCUACCGGGAAUUCGUUUCUUGCUCGUUUUUAUAAUUUCAAUUACUGUGUCAAACAGUUUGUUGCCAUGGAUACCACUUGUUGAUUACAAAUUUGUUGCAGACAUGGAGUGACAUUUGUUUUAUUCAUAGGAAGUUGUGUCUCAUUCCAAAAUUUGUUACUGUGAUAAUUUUUUCUCAAAGUUUACACACUCUGGAAAGAUCCUGCAAUCCACAAAAAAUACGACGAAUAUAGAAACACAUUUUUGAUUGUUUUCAAUUCAUGAAAAAAGGAAAGGAUUAAGUGUUUGGAACAAAACGACGGAUUCAGUAACAGAUUCUUCGAAGAUCUCAACACUUCCGUUAGUCUGCAACUCGUAAUCGCAUUUACGUGACACGAUUAUCUCAGGAUCGUCUGAGGAAAGCCAAUAUAGGUCACUCUUGAGUCGUUGCAUAGGAUGGCAUUGUCAUAGGCGUGUCUCUUUCUAAAACCAAGAGGAGGAGUAGUUGGAGUGGUCCAUGUCAACAGUUUCGUUGGGAGUUGAAGGAUUACUUAGCGCUAGUUCUGUCUUCAUGGCCCAGAUGUGUCUGCAAGUGUUCUUCUCUACAAUCGUGGCUUCGGUGACAAUGACGGCAGCCAAUAUGCACCCAAAGCUGAACACAACCACAGAACACCUGACCGUGGUGGAGGGAGGAAGGGCCACACUGCCCUGCACUGUCCAGUCCAUGGGCGAUCAAGUGGUUUUUGAAUCAGAAUAUCAGGUCAUAUGGAUCAGCCCUAAAAAGACGGUGAUUAGUAUGGGCGACCGGCGCCUCAUGGACGACCAGAGGAUGAGCGUGGAGCGCCCUUACAUCAGUAUAUGGAACCUCCUCAUCCGAAACAUCCGCCACAACGACACUGGCUACUACGAGUGCAGGAUCAACACUAGCCCUGUGCAGACCAAGAAAGUUUUCUUGGAUGUCAAAGUUCCUCCGGCUAUUGUCAGUCAGAUGUCGUCUGACAGGAUCGUCCUUGAAGAAGGGCAGACUGCCACGCUGGUGUGUAACGUGACUGGGAUCCCACAGCCCAACGUCACGUGGUACAAACGUAAUCAUAAAGGAACAAGUAAUAUCAAAGAAAAAAUCGGUUCCGAGGGAGAAGUGCUAAUCAUCCACAACGUUUCCCGGAACUGUGAUGACAUCUAUGAAUGCUACGUGGACAACGGAGUGCCCCCAGCGGUCAGCAAGGCCAUCAGAGUUGUGGUCAAUUAUGCUCCAGAAGUCCAUUUACAGCAUCCCAAACGUUUGGGUCAGUAUUCCGGAAAAGAGACUGUCCUGGACUGUUUGAUUCAAGCUAACCCACUGGCUGUCACUGAUUGGCUAGUGAAUGGGCAGAAAAUUACCAAAAGUGAUAAAUACGACAUUGAGAUAUUCAAGAAUGAAGUGGAAAACAGGUUAAAUUUGGCUCUGAGAAUACGGGACAUUUCCCCUUCAGAAUUUGGCAUGUAUGAAUGUUUUGCCUCCAAUUUUCUUGGUGAGGACAAGGAGGAAAUGUUUUUAUUUGAACUCACCUCAACAUCAACAACAACGACCACAUCCAGCACAGCAGCAGCAGACACAACUGUAUCCAGGAAGCAACCGCCACACAACAACAGGCCAGGAGAUCAAAAGAGCGCUGAGCAUAGCCGACCAAAUUAUAAUAAUAUUGACGGACCAGAUAAUCAACCUAAUGUGACUCCAGCUAAUAGUAAAUCUAUCGCUAUAGAUAACUCUUGGAGAGGCAAUGGGUCAUCAUCUUCCUUUGCUCACAAAUUACUCUAUUAUCUACCUUUGCUUUGGUUGCUUGCUCUUGUUCUACACUGAUGUCCUGAUGCUUCGAGUAUCUAUUUAUUAGCUUAAUAUUAAAUACAAGGCAAGAGUCAUCUGUUCAUUGAUACUAUUUUGAAAGACUGCAUUACUUUAUCCGAUAUUGAGAUAUGUUAUUGCUAUUAUAUAUAUACUUUUUGUUUUGUGUGUAAAAAGAUCGUGAUAAAUUUUAGUCUUUGUGAAGAUGUUAGAUUUAGCGACAAUGGCUCUAGAUCCUGACAUUUCUAGUAGGCUGCAAGUCCAAACAAACUCAACUACACAUGUUCUUUUUUUUUUGUCCUGACGGCUAAUGCCCAAGGCGAAAUUUGCUCAAAAAACAAAGGGGCGUGUGCACUGGAUUGAUGUCUCGAUGCACCCGGGUUUGAACCCCUGUCAUCCGCCAUCUCCCGCCGUCCUGCAGGUGGUUAUGCCCAGGAAGCAGUAAUCUUUCAUUUUGAAGGGACAUCCGAAACAUGUAAACAUAACGCAGAGACUGAACAUUUAUGGGUCAGAGAAUAAAGUUUAUGAAGAAAAUGAUUAAGACAAAGUCAAGACAGAUUGAGUUGUUUCUAUAAAAGUUUUCAUAAAUGAUAAUUGUACUAUUAGAAAUUAUAUAAGAGGAUAUAAAAUAUGGAGUUUUGAUUGAAUCAUUUAUUUUUGAUGUUGCUAAAACCUAGGAAUUUAAAAGAUUUGCACACUGUGUGGUAGAGUUUACGUAACUCUAAAUGCGUGGAUCAUCAUGUGGGCGUGUGUAUGUGUGAUGUAUGAUGAUCACGUGGGCGUGUGUAUGUGUGAUGUAUGAUGAUCACGUGGGCUUGUGUAUGUGUGAAGUAUGAUGAUGAAGCAGAC